Penicillium brevicompactum is the source of this 612-nucleotide messenger RNA. Its product is annotated as aminoglycoside phosphotransferase family protein. Lineage: Eukaryota; Fungi; Ascomycota; Eurotiomycetes; Eurotiales; Aspergillaceae. Bases 1 to 612 code for a protein of 203 amino acids. The transcript has a single exon. The record is from RefSeq and is a predicted model, not a curated record.
AUGCGCUACAUUGCGAAUAGCACAAACAUACCUAUUCCCCAAAUUCACAACAUUGAAACCCAUGAUGGUGGAACCAAAUCCAUUUCAAUGGACUACAUCGAGGGCCGUACACUGGAAAACGCUUGGCUGGACAUGGUCCCCUCCCAAAAGAUAUCAGUUGCUCAAGAGCUUCACGGGUUCAUCCUGCAACUCAGAGAGCUUAGGAGAGAUACAAAUCCCUCAAGACGCGGAAGUGCACGGUUGAAGUCGCAACCGCGCGAAUCCAUGACGAGCUCAGACUUAAUCGCCCACUUCAACCCUCAUUUGAUUCUCAAGUUGGAUUCGUCCCACCCCAACAUGCCCCAGCAUGGCCCAUUCGGUCCAGAGGACAAGUUGGUAUUCACCCACGGCGAUCUCGCCCCGAGAAAUAUAAUCAUAGACGAGGAAUGUCAUGUCGCCGCGGUGCUAGACUGGGAGUAUGCGGGGUGGUACCCCGUCUGGUGGGAAUUUGUGAAGGCAUAUGAGUUCUGUAACGACUUGCCUGGAUGGUCUGCAUAUUUAUCCAUCAUCUUGCCUCCGAGCCACGCGAAGGAGUAUAUGAGUUUUGCGCUUGCCACCCGCUUUGCAAGAUAA